This is a messenger RNA of Polistes canadensis, 4927 nucleotides long. It is a transcript of the gene Pvr, whose product is annotated as vascular endothelial growth factor receptor 1. The transcript has 23 exons. The record is from RefSeq and is a predicted model, not a curated record. Gene Ontology annotation, molecular function: ATP binding; transmembrane receptor protein tyrosine kinase activity. Gene Ontology annotation, cellular component: signaling receptor complex. NCBI's taxonomy places the organism in Eukaryota, Metazoa, Arthropoda, Insecta, Hymenoptera, Vespidae. The coding region runs from base 78 to 4358 and encodes 1426 amino acids. Gene Ontology annotation, biological process: cell surface receptor protein tyrosine kinase signaling pathway; positive regulation of kinase activity; protein phosphorylation.
ACGACGAAAAAGAAAAAGAAAAAAAAAAGAAGAAAGAAAGAAAAAGAAAUCGGUUAGAAAAAGUGUUACCGAGAAAAAUGUUGAUCCUUAUUUUUUUCACCUGUGCUAUCUUCUGUCGAGUGUCAUGUCAAGAAAGACCUACCCUUAUAAGUCCAGAAGGAAACGAAAUUAUUAAAAAUGCUGGAGAUCCUAUAAUAUUUUCUUGCAUAGGUAAUAAGAAAAUUUUCUUUUACUAUCCAACGAAUUACGGAUCGGACGAAGAAGUAUCCAGAAAGGUUAACAUCGUUAUAUCAUCGAAUAUAGAAGAAAACGAAACUAAUACAAUUGAUGGAAGAAGUAUUUACAAUUUUUCUCGACAUAAAUCCGUACCUGGUGAUACGGGAUGGUAUGGUUGUUCUUAUCGCAACAGAACAAUCACUCAAAAGGAUUACGACGAUUUUGAAUUUAAUUGGGUUUACGUUUACGUGGAUUCACCUAACAGUGCGUUCGUCGAAAACGUGGUAGAAACUGUGAAAGGAGCAACUGGUACUAUGGCUUUUAUACCAUGUCGACCAACUUUGCCAAGCUUGGAAGUUACUUUAUUCGAUCAAUUCGACGAAAAAAUUGAAAUAGACGAUAAUAUCACAUACGAUCCAAAAUUUGGAUAUAGGAUAAACAAUCUUAGUUUGCAUAACAGUGGCAUUUUUAUAUGUUCAAUCACGAGAGGCGGUAAAACAUACGAGGUCAAUUAUCAUUUGGAUGUGUUUAUCAAACAAAAUGUGCAUGAACCAAAAAUCAUAAUGGAUACUUUAAGGCACGUGAUUUAUGGUCAAACUUUGCGUGUUAAUUGUACGAUAGACUUGCAGAAAAAGUUACUUCCAUUUCAAUUUAAAUGGAUAUCACCCACUGAUAAUACACGAAUGAGCCAACGUCAGGAAAUCAUAAAAACUGAACCGAAUUUAUUGCACGUGACCAAAGAAAUGAUCAUACAGAAUGUGAUGGAAGAGGAUGAGGGAGAGUACGAAUGUGAAAUUAAGAUUCAUGGAUCCUCUAAUAGAGCGAAGAUGAAUUUAACGAUACAUGAUCCAAAUGAAAGAUAUAUCAAUUUGACGUCACAAGAUUCAAACAGACAUUAUCUAAGGAAAGAAAAUAGUCACGUUGUAUGGGUCGUUUACUAUGAUGCUUUUCCCGAAGUUCAAUUAAAAUGGCUUUAUAAAGAAAAAGAGAUUAUGGACGAUUGGUUGAACUCGGAGGAAACAAAAUACGCUGUAAAUAAAACUCCUACGACAACGAUAUUAAGAGUCAAUCGAUUGAAACUCGAUGAUAGUGGAACAUAUAUGCUUGAAGCUGCCAACGAACUUGAAAAUAAAUCUCUUAAUUUUUCAUUGUUUGUUUUAGCCAAACCGACAUUAAUAUUCGACGAGAUCGAAUCGUAUUAUUCGCCUGAUCAAAUUUCCGAUAUCCAUUGUAGAGCGGUGGCUUAUCCAGAGCCAGAAUUUUAUUGGACUUUUCUAGAAUGUCCUUAUUAUCCGUCCCGGAAUAAUUCGAAUCUCAUUAAAUUAAAUCAUACGACGGAAAUAUUACCAACGCAUUUUAUUUCUAAAGUAACUAUGAAAAUUAGAAUGUCCGGCAUCAUCAAUUGUACAGCUUGUAAUUCGGAAGGAUGCGAUUCAAAUUUCAGUAAUGUUAUAGUGUCUGAUGGUGUCAAAGAAUUUGGUAUAAUAGAACCAAAAGGACCGAUUGUAGAAAGCGAUGACAUCGAAGUCAUUUGUGCUGCUUCUAUUUAUAAUUAUACGAAUAAUAUUUUAUGGUUGGACAGUAACAUGAAAGCGAUAUUAGAAAAUGAGAGAAUAAAAGUUUCUUACAAGACAACUUCGUUCACUCAUCGUGCGAUAUUGCAAAUAAAAAAUGUUCUUCCUGAUGACUCGAUGACUUAUUAUUGUAUUGGAGAAACUAAGGAUGGGAACAACACUUUUGAAUACGAUUUGGUGGUUAAUAAACAGAAAAAACCUUCGUUUCGUUAUAGUAAUUUAAAUGAGACCGAUUUGAUAAUCGAUUUCGGCAGAGAAAAUCACAAACUCAUUAUUUUGAAGUGCUAUGUAAAUGGUAUGCCGAAACCAAAAGUUGAAUGGUAUAAGGGUGACGUGAAAAUAAAAAACAGCGAACAGUACGAAUGUAAGAAAGAUAAUCAAGAACUUUACAUAAAAUUUGUUUUUGAAAACGAUAGCGGGAAAUAUUCUUGUAGAGCUGAAAAUCGUUUAGGAAGAAUAGAGGCUUAUCAAAAUAUAACUAUAAUGGGAAAAGAAUUACCUAAGGGAUUAAUAAUCUUAAUAGUCAUUUUGGUAAUCAUACUGAUUAUCUUGAUAGUGUAUUUUACAAUUAAAUUUCGUCGUGAAAAGAAAAUGAGAAAAGAGUUAUUAGAAACCGGUCUAACGCAUUUCGAGGAAGGUGCUCUGGAAUGUUUGAAUCCGGAAUUGACAGUAGAUGACCAAGCGGAAUUACUUCCUUACGAUAAGAAAUGGGAAUUUCCAAGGGAAAGGUUGAAGCUUGGAAAACAAUUGGGUAGUGGAGCAUUCGGGGUAGUUAUGAAAGCCGAAGCUCAAGGAAUAAGCGAUGGGGAAACUAUAACAACGGUUGCAGUCAAAAUGGUACGACGUACGACAGAUCCAACUUACGUUCGUGCUCUUGCGAGUGAAUUAAAGAUUAUGGUACAUCUUGGUAAACAUUUGAACGUCGUCAAUCUUUUGGGUGCCUGCACAAAAAAUAUUUGCAAACGCGAAUUAUUGGUCAUCGUUGAGUACUGUCGAUUUGGUAAUUUACAUAAUUUUUUAUUGAGACACAGAAUGGACUUUAUCAAUCAAAUUGAUCCUUCAACCGGUAAAUUUGAUCCUACGAUCGGUAUCGAUCGUCUCACGAGAACAGGCAGUAUUAGCAGUGAUAAUAGGAUAAAAUAUGCGGCAUUGUCAUUUUCUCGCAGUACCAGUAUAAAUUCCGGUUCCGAGAUGAUACACUAUUAUGCUCCUAAUACAACGGAUUCUCAAGAUAUGUCUAUGUCACCGGAUGGCUGUAUACUUAGCAAUAAUUCAUCUCAACCUGGCUGGAGAUCCAAUUAUCGUGGUGAUUAUAAGGAUCAUAAUCUAAAACCAAUUUGUACUCAAGAUCUUUUAUCUUGGGCAUUUCAAGUGGCUCGUGGUAUGGAAUAUCUUAGUCAGAGGAAAGUAUUACACGGUGAUUUAGCAGCAAGAAAUAUAUUACUUGCUGAGAAUAACAUAGUCAAAAUUUGUGACUUUGGUUUGGCGAAAACAAUGUACAAAGAUGGUAAUUACAAGAAGAAAGGUGAUGGACCAUUGCCCAUAAAAUGGAUGGCCAUCGAAUCGAUAAGGGAUCGAGUGUUUUCUACACAGUCGGAUAUAUGGUCUUUUGGAAUAGUUCUUUGGGAAUUCUUCACCUUAGCUGAAACUCCGUAUCCAGGUAUGGAAGCUGAGAAACAGUAUCAGAAACUUAUAGAAGGUUAUAGAAUGGAACAACCAGCGUAUGCCACUCCAGAUGUAUACAAUAUAAUGUUGCAAUGCUGGAAAGCAAAACCAACUUUGCGUCCAGGUUUCACGGAAUUGGUUGAAAGCAUAGGUGAUUUGUUAGAGGAAAGCGUAAAAACGCACUAUAUAACUCUGAACACACCAUAUAUGGAUAUGAACACGAUGAUUUUGGAUGGAAAGAACGAUUAUCUCACGAUGAUGUCCGCACCCGAUCACACAGUUCUAUCAUUGCCCGUUCGUGAUUACGUGAAUUCUCCUAUUUCGGAAAAUCCACCAGAUUCAGCAUAUUUGUGUAUGAGUCCGUCAAAUAACGGAGACGAGUCGGGUAUAUUUAGUCCUAGAAUGGAUUCCGAAAAAUUACAUUUCGAAUUUCCUUCAGUGACGUCUGAUACUGAGGAUGCAAUUGAAUUAUCACCGAUGUUAAAGAACGUAGAUGAUCAUUAUUUAAAACCGAUAAACGUGCACGAACGAAGAGCAGAAUUUGCUCGUAAACGACAAAUAGAAAACGUUAAACCGAUCGAACGAAUCAAUAGUACGGAUUCUGGUUAUUGUAACGCACCACGAAAUCUUCAUUUGAUAGAUUUAAACGGGAAAUUGAGAGAAAAUGAUCGAAAAGAUGAGGAAGAGGAAAAGGGGGAUGAAGAAGAACAAGAAAAAAACGAUCAUGAUCGGACGGAUUCCAUUCCAAAGAGAAAAGAAUACACACCAUCCAUUAUAAGAACUCAAGAUAAUUAUGUGAACAUGCCUAAACAGAAAAAUGAUUUAAAAAGGGAUACACCUGACAGCUUUAGCAAUCCCAGUUACAUCAUGAUGGGAAAAGAACUAAAUCAUUCGGUAGUGUGACUUAUUAAUUGAUCUUGUUUUUCGGAGAUUUAUUAAAGUGGACAAUCGAGAAUCUAUAUUUUUAAAUAGGAUGUUUUUUUUUUUUUUUUAACUUCAAAGAUAAUCGAAACAUGUGAAUAUUGUUUAGAAACUCGAUUAUGUUAACGCAAAUUUUUAUUGUAAUUCGAGUUGUUACUUAUAUCGUUUGAUGUAGAUUUCAUCAAAAAUUUCUAUCGAAUUACGUGUUUCAAGAUCAAUGACUAUAUUUUUCGAGAAAACGAUUUUAAUAUAGGAUAAGGUAUUAGAUUUUAGGGAAUCAUUGCAUUUGUCAUUUGUCAUUUGUCAUUUGUCAUUAAUAUCAUCCUCGCGAAUAUUUCCUCUUCGUUUAACAAUAAGUACAAAAAUUCGAUGUUUCUCAGGUACGCCCAAGGAAUUUUCUUUCCUUUUCUUUUCAUUUUUCUUUUUUUUGGUUUUAAAUAUAACUUAUAAAAUGAUCAAAUUGAUUUGUUUUUUUUUUUUUUUUUAAGAGAAAGAUUUUUUAUAUUUACCGCAAAAUCAUAAAAUCGGACACACUGCAUUAUAUAUUUUUU